GCCCAACAAGAGUUAAUGAGCAGAUAUUUUCUUCUGCUCCAGACGACCGAGUCCUCAUCACCAACGGAUCAAAUCAGUUGUUACGAAUUUUGAGCUCACGUUCUCCUCCUAUCUCCCUCUCGCUCCGUUAUAUCUUGACCGAGGAGGAUAUUUUUUUAAAACAUUUGAAAUCAUUCCAUUUAUCGCUCGCAGUACCUGCUGCUACAAAAAAAAAUAAAAAUAAAAAUAGAACCUGCAAAUCCCGCCGGCACCUCCAUCGUCGCCGGCGAGAUACCACCAUUUCAGCUCCUCCACGAGUCGCUGCUCCCUUCCUCGCCAUCAUAUCGAUCACCCCUA
Molecule: messenger RNA, 336 nt
Organism: Striga hermonthica
Lineage: Eukaryota; Viridiplantae; Streptophyta; Magnoliopsida; Lamiales; Orobanchaceae
Source: the annotation of a GenBank genome assembly